Molecule: messenger RNA, 1340 nt
Organism: Phragmites australis (common reed)
Lineage: Eukaryota; Viridiplantae; Streptophyta; Magnoliopsida; Poales; Poaceae
Product: expansin-like A3
Exons: 5
Coding region: 111-908 (265 amino acids)
Cellular component (GO): extracellular region
Source: RefSeq, a predicted model, not a curated record
AUUAACACAGUUGCCUAAGCAGCGGCAUGUGCUAGCGAAAAGCAGCAAGUCUCCGCCACUGUCUUUCUCCUCCGUCUCCUACCUCUCACUCCCAGCUGCUCACCAUCAGCAUGGCGGUCUCCCUGUCCUUCCUCAUGUUCCUCCUCAUCUCUUCCUCCUGCGGUGCAUCCGCCUGCGAGAGGUGCGUGCGCCGGGGCAAGGCGGCCUACUCGCCCUCGCUGUCCCCACUCCCUCACGGUGGUGGAGUCUGCGGGUACGGGGCCAUGGCCGCGGAGAUCAAUGGGGGUUUCCUCGCCGUGGGGGGGUCGAGGCAGCACAGGGGAGGGCUUGGCUGUGGGAGAUGUUUCCAGAUGAGAUGCAGAGAUGCAAAGCUGUGCAGCAGUGGAGUGCGGGUCGUGCUCACCGACUUCCACAGGAGCAACCGUACCGACUUCCUGCUCAGUGGGCCCUCUUUCGUGGGCCUGGCCAAGCCCGGGAUGGCCAACGAGUUGAAGAGGCUAGAUGCCCUGUCCGUGGAGUACAAAAGAAUUCCCUGCGACUACAAGGACAAGAAUCUGUCCUUACUAGUGGAAGAACAUAGCCAAAGGCCAAACUAUUUGGUCGUCAAGCUCCUGUACCAAGGUGGCCAAACUGACAUCCAUGCCGUGGAAGUUGCUCAGGUGGGUUCAUCGGACUGGCGGUUCAUGGCCCGGGUCUACGGGCCGGUGUGGAGCACCGACCGGGCCCCCGCUGGCCCACUGCAGUUCCGGGUGGUGGUCACCGGCGGGUACGAUGGCAAGUGGGUCUGGGCCGAGCAGGAGGUCCUCCCGGCCAACUGGCGUCCGGGCCAGGUCUACGACACCGGGGUCCGCAUUGCCGACGUGGCAAAAGAGGGCUGCCAAGGUUGCGCCACGCUGGACUGGAAGUGAAGAUGGCUAGUGCGCCAUGAACUUUCUCGGUGUUCCACCUGACGUGCGUGGCACUGCGAAGAGACCUGCUUAGGUAGAUACAUAGAUAGCAUCAGUCACAGCUCAUCAGAUGGUGAGAGGAUGGCACUGGAGCUGGAAAAGGUGCACCAAAUUCGCUGUCAAAGACUCGAGAGAAGAUGGGUGUGUGGACUAGGAGCUUUGAUCCUUGCUGGUCUAUGAUCUGUUGGGUAGCUUGGCUCUCCUGAUCUUCUCCUCUUGCAGUGUGUUCAUUGAACCAUGCCUGUUGCUGCAUGUGUGCAAGGGAGAUGUGUCCUCUUCAAAAUGUGAUGAGAUGGCUCAGGACGAUGUAAACAAAUGCGGCUACAUAGCUACCCCCUGCUAAAUGCUAAUGGUUAGAAUAAUGAGAACAGUAGAGUGGCCAUGUUUUUCCUA